AACAAGGAGGGUGUUGCAUAGCGAGUAUGAUAUCACUGAGAAAAGGUGGAGCCUUAAAAAGCCGUCUAGGGAGGGGCGGCAGGACUGCAUCGCAGUCAAACCUCAGCCGCUGAAAGCAUGCACAACCUCUCCCCAAAGCAGAAAGUUUACUGAACCUCUGAAAAUGUGCACAGGAGAAAGCAGGUACAGUCAUUUCCUUAUUUCGUCAGUUUCUGAUAAUAUUCGAUCGGGGAACUUAAAUGUGCAGCUGAAUGAAUUGAUGCUGAUGGAAGUGAAUGUCAACAGAGUAAAAAGAAUCCUAAAGACUAUCUUGAGCACCUUGAAACCGAACUCUGCAUGACACAAAGGGCACCCGAAUAUUCAUCGGCAUCUGAGGCAAACCCCAAAAUGAUGAAAAUGCUGGCGAUCCUGGGCCAAUGGGACAUCUCUGGCUGUCACACGGAUAACAUGAGCAGUUAUUGUUUACUUUUUCUCUUCAAAUUGGGAUUGGACUUGGUUGUCUUCUUUUUAUGCAGCCCCAAGAAGUAUACCUACUUCCUAAGCAUAUGCAGCCUGUCCAUUGCACUGGGUGACUUGGUUAUUACAUUUUUAAUGACGACCAUAUGGUUUCUUGGAACUGAGAGGUCUUUCGUGUCCCCCUGCUUCAUCUUGGCCAAAGCAUCUGUGAUAUAUAGUGCACUGCCGCUGCCUAUGAUGUGCCUGGGUUUACUCUUCUACUGCUUGGAGAAUACUCGUCCGAGCAGCUCCGCCGCAUUCCUCAAAUCCUUCAGAAAUGUGUGCUUAACUUUACUGGUGUGGAGCGUAGCUAUUGUUUUCUCAAUUAUCUUUGUCAAUGCUGAACCAAGAGAAAUGGAAUAUGAAACUGGGAGACGCGCAUUGGUGUGUCAAGUAGAAGAGUCAACGCUGGUGGCCAGCUUUACAUCAUUACUUUUCAUUGGAACAUCAUUUACCCUGCUGCCGUUUUGCUCAGAAAUUUUCCACUGGAUGAAAGAGGCUGACCAACUACUAGAGGCAAGGCAGCAAACAACAACAAACAAACAGCAACGUACAAACAAGAGCGACCUGUUUUCCACUUCUGCAGGAACACAAGCAACUGAUGGGAGGAACAAUGGAGAGAAUUACCAGAAGGAAACGAUCUGGCCACGCCCACCUCUGUGGACCAGCCUAACACUAGGCUUCAGUACAUUUUGGAUGCCUUACCUGGUAGUGUCUCUAAUCUGUCAGCUCUGCGGUUUCCCAGUACCUGCCUACAUUUCUGUUAACCUCCUGUGGUUGGAAUGCACCAACAGUUUGAUGACAGGCGUAGUGUUCUGGGUAAGGAGCAAAACAACAGGGCCAUACGACAAUCUACCAGAAAAUGUCUGCCUUUGGCACAUUUACUGGCACCUGAGUAAAGGCACUCAACAGGUGAUAAUGCCUCUUCCUGUUUUCAACCCGUCAAAAGACAAAGAACAAACCUUAUUUCUUGUUUAAAGAAAUACAGAAUAACUGUUUGUCAUUACAACGGGUUCCCCUGAAAACACACAACGAUAUCUACACACUUACGUGGAUCAUUUACUUCUGCGGUGUAGGAAGUUAGCUUGAAGGGCCAAACUACCAAGCUUGCACAGCAAAAAUACUUAAACUCAUGUAAAGAAAGGGGAUCACAAUCAACUGUACCUGUUGAUUUAUGUAAAAAAGUACGGGAAAUGCUGCCAUUGUUACCUGUUUACAACUUUUCACUUUUUUUAUACUUUGGUUUUUAAACAAAUAAUUGCUUUUAUCCUGUAGACAAUAAAAUAUAUUCAAAAGUCA
Oryzias latipes (Japanese medaka) is the source of this 1794-nucleotide messenger RNA. The record is from RefSeq and is a predicted model, not a curated record. Lineage: Eukaryota; Metazoa; Chordata; Actinopteri; Beloniformes; Adrianichthyidae.